AUGGCGACAACAAUGGUUACUUCUACACCAACAAAGGAGAAGAAGAAACAUUCAUCACCGAAUAAGCAAAAUCGAUCAGCUGGCGCUGGUACACUCAAACGCAAUCCAAAGUAUGAGAUGAAAAAAGAUGAAUUGAUUCAACUACUCGGACGGUUCGAAGCUGAACUUCAAGCAAAAGACAUCGCAUUAGCUGCCUUGAAGUCGGAGAAAGUGAAAGCACUUCUAUCCAACGCACGAUUCGGCCGUCUUAGUUGUCAAACUGAUCCGUACAGUGCAUUGCUUCGAGAUAGUGAACACAUAAAAGAAGAUGUGUUGAACGAACAGAUUCCCAUGAAAAAUGCGUAUGAAACUCAACUUGUUCAACUAGAAGAACUGAUAAUUCAACAGAGAAAACAAGUACAAACGUUGAAAAUUGCACUUGAUAACGCCGAAAAGACUUGUACUUUGUUAGUUCGCGAUCUGGAAAACGAGAAGAAAGAAAAAUGUCGAUUGCAAACUCUCCAAAGUCAGUUAGUUCUCAUUCAAGAAGAAAAAAUUCAACUAAGAAAUGAAAUUAAUUAUGUCAAAUCACACAAUCAAGAAUUAGAACAACAAUUGAGUCAAGUAAUGAAAUUACUUGAGCACGAGCAUGAACGACACAAGAGAUUCGUUGUUCUUCUUUUAAAUGAGCGUAAAAUUGAAAAUGAACAAUAUAAAGAACAAAUAAAACAAUUAUCAAAUAAUCGUUUGAAUGACGAUUCACAACGGGAAACAAAAUUCAAAGAAUUAGAAUCAGAAAACGAACGGAAUAAACAAGUAUUGACAGCACGAAUCACACAAUUACAAAAUGAAAUCGAUCUCUUAGUCAAAGAAAAGCAACAACAACAAACAUCGCCACCAGUACUACCGCCACUGCCAUUGGACAAUAUAUCAUCACCGGACAGUGAAGUCGUUGAAUUAGCAUCCAAACCUCAACAUAAACCACGACAAGUCUCAUCAACAGUUCCAGUAACUGAACCCUCAGCGCCAAACCCAAAUGAAAAGCCAUCAAGUACACCGGGAGGUAUUCGUCGUCCAACCAUCAUUCCAGCACCAUCAUCUAAAAAUGGUACCAGUUCCUUAGCAAAACCGUCUGUUGCUCCACCAUCAAUUCCCGCGCGUACACAGCAGACGUCAUCAAUGACAAACUCAACAUCAUCGAUUCCUGAAGUGCCAUCUUCACCGACACCAGCUGUUGCUAAACGUAAUGCUAUUCCAACACGUGCCGUGUCCAAUGUACCACAAUCACCGUUAAUGUCAAAUCUUCGUUCAUCACCAAGCAAUAGUCAAUCAUCGACAUCGUCAUCUUUAACAUCAUUUUCAGCAUCAACAACAAGUAAUGUGUCACGUGCCGGUGGUAUUCCACGUUUAACGAAAACUUCCAAUCAAAUUGUUAAACCGACAACGAAAGCUGCUGGUUCAGCGAAACGACCUGGCCAGACUAACCUUUCAUCAGAACACAAAAUUGAUGAUCUACAAACCCUGUUAGAACUUAUCCAUACAGUUGCUGAAAAUCGUUUAACAUCGCCGACAGACAUUGCCGAUAUACCAUUAUACACAGACAAAAGCAAUUUGAAUCCCACAUCAUCUUUGACAUCUACAUCAUUAUCGUCCACGACAACCGCAACAUCAUCAUCAUCGUCAUCUUCCUUAUCGUCUCAUUCCGACGUCAUUCUUUUCCGAACUGCUGAGAAUGGAGAUACAGAACAAUUAUUGAAAUUUCUGAAACUUGGUUCCAAUCCAAAUAGUCAAAUGCUCGAUGGCAAUACUUGUCUCCAUCUUGCCGCUGCAAACGGGCACAUUGAAUCCAUCCGUCAUCUACUGAAAUUCGGUGCUAAUCCAUCUAUGGAAAAUAACCUUGGUUUAACACCAUGGAAUAACUUAUCUCGAUUGAAUGAAAUCAAUGAACUCGAAUGUCUGCAAUUAAUCACAGAAAUGAGUGAAACUCUGCCACCCGUAGAUUUGAUCUUUGACGCUGUCGAACACAAUCGUACCAGUACAUUCGGCUAUUUAUUAUCUAUUUUACAUGAUUACGUCAAAGAUGAUCCAUCGUAUGUAUCACGUUUGCUACGAACAGCACUAAGAUCUUCGAAUACAUACUUUCUUGAAUCUUCAUUUGCGAUAAUCACGAUUCAAGAUUUCAUCAAAUGCUUCGAUCCAAAUUCGUUUAUUUCCAAUGAAUGUCUCGCUCUUCUCGCUACGCUACACGAUGAAGAAGCUAAUUCCAAACCAACAAAUCUUGUCGUUCGUAUCAUAUCGCCCAAUCGCGAACGACAAUAUUCCUAUGCAAUAGGCACAAUCUCUGUAACAAUCGAACUGACAUGGCUUGAACUCGAAAGAAUCUGUAUCAAACUAUUUCUCGAUCACAUCACCCAAAUUGACACCCCGUUUGAUUAUGUCAAAUCAUCGAUUGGUUGCACUGCGAAUCAUAUCGAUACUCUCUCGUUGGGUUUAACUAAAUGGCAUUAUCAGGAUAGUCCGAAUGAAGAUUCGCCGUCACCGUAUACGGCUGCGCGUGAACAAGAUUCGAUUUUAAUCCAAUUGAAAGGCAUCGAAAGCAAUGCGACCGAGUCAUUAUCGUAUAAUUAUUUUAUUCCAAGUCAAAAUUUAAAAAAUUUUAUUCGUUUUAUCGAACAAAACUCAUAUGUUGGUGUCUACGGUGCAGCUUAUCUUCAAAAGAAAUCGUUAUUUCAAGAUUUAACAAAAUAUCUCGAACGGUCAUUGUCGAUUUCGGCAAGUCCGAAGUAUAAAGUAGUUCGAUAUGAAUUCGAGAGCGUGGCAAGCUUAGACGAUUGCAUCGAAGAACUAGUUGCUCAAGAUUUUUUCCGUCUAAAUCCCUGGUUGAAUGAUCAACAAUCAUCUACCAAAUAUCUUCUCUUCUUGGCCAACAUACAAAAUAGUGUUGGUACUGAUAUUCUUAAUUUAUUAUUAAACUGUGAAGCCAUUUCUGAUACCUGUCAACAAUUGUGCUACACGAAAGAAAACGAUCCAAAAUCGACGAUAAGUUAUUACUUUCCAUCUGUUUUCCAUGUAUUUGUGACGAUGAGCAAACGUACAUGGUCAACGGAACAUGAAGUGUACAAAAAAUUCAAAUGGAUCCCAUUCAAAAUCGAUAGUGUACCAUGGAAUGGUUUACUCAAGCGACAUUUAUGGAGACGUAUGAUUGAUACUAAUGUUUGUGAAAGUCGACCAGUUGAUAAUGAACUGAUCAAAACAUUGCAAUGGGUGACAAAUGUUUGGCAGCGUUACAAUGAAUGUUUACAAAAACUAAGUCUUCAGGAUGCAUUGUUAGGGCCAGCUUUAUUUUUCGAUUGUCCGAUGGAACGUGAUGCAGUUUUUGAUUGGUUGCAAACAAAAUGGAAUACAAUAGUAGCGCCACUUGUCCGUGAACUUUCGAUGAAUAAAUGUGCUCAACCCAAACCGAAAAGUUCAUCAUCGGCGACUGCUGCUGCCACAGCCAUUGCUUCAUCAUUGCGUGCGAAUAGUCUCGAAAUUAGCACUCCAUAUGAAUCUGUGGCAUGCACUGCUCUCUAUGUUUUAUUGCACCGAGCAGUUUCACGAGACUGUCCGUUAACAGGACAAGAACGCGAACAAUAUUUACUUAACUUUGUUGGUAGCCGUUUGGAAGGUGGCGGUUCAACGUCGAUGAUGUCAUCAGCAGCAUCCAGUCGUGCUAGUACUCCUCAACCAUCGAAUCCAAAUGAAUUCAUAUCCAUCCAACUCGAGUGA
Molecule: messenger RNA, 3747 nt
Organism: Adineta ricciae
Lineage: Eukaryota; Metazoa; Rotifera; Eurotatoria; Adinetida; Adinetidae
Source: the annotation of a GenBank genome assembly